AACUCAUUCCAGUCAUUGUAAAAUGUCACGAACAAUUCAUAUUCCCUUAAAAUUGCUCUUUCAAGUACUUGGAGAAUUGAUAAUAGGUGAGGUCUAAUCUACAAAUGGCGGAAGGCUCACUCUCACUGUGUUAGAACAUCUCAGUCCACCAAACACUGGAGUUUCGUCUCUCCAUCCCCUCGCGCGUCAAUAGUUCGCCUGUUUACCUUCCGCCACCUCUUUCGAUUUUCAACCUUCACACACCCAUCAAGCAGAAAGGGUUUCUGUGGAAUUUCAGCUGCCGCCGGUUCUCUAGCCAAUGGAUGCCGCGGCUGGGGUUGUUGCUGCACGCGGCGCCGGCAUCCCUCUUCCAGUUUCCUCACCCCAGGCUUCUCGCAAGGAAUGGCGCGCUGUACCUGAGCAAUCGCUGAGGAAUUCUACUAGCGAGAUUGAUCGUUCAAAGUUAGGGCAGUCGGACGAGAGAUUGAUAUACGAGCACGGGAGAGAACCGGCGGAUGUGGACUUCUGCUCAAUCGCUAUUGAUGGAAGCCCGGACAGUGAUCUUCUGCACCAGAGGCUUCAUACUGUUGCUAAACAAAGAGAUGAGUUGCAGCAGAUGGAGAUUGAGCUCCAGGCUCAAAUCAUUACUAGGUCACAGAUUAUGGAACUGCGUAAAGUUUUUGAGGCUGAAGUCAAAGAGCAGGCAAAUGCCAAUAUGAAAUAUCAGGAGCAACUGCGUGAAAGGGACCAGAAGAUAUUUGAGUUGGAAAGAAGAAUAGAAGAGAAAGAGAGAGAGUUGCAGGCUGUAAGAUUGGACAAUGAAGCGGCUUGGGCUAAAGAGGAUCUACUGAGAGAACAAAACAAAGAAUUGCAAACGUAUAGGAGAGAGAGGGACAACUCUGAAGCUGAAAGAGCUCAGAAUAUUAAACAAAUUCACGAACUCCAGGAGCAUAUUCAAGAGAAAGAACGUCAAUUGGUGGAACUGCAGGAACAGAACAGAAUUGCUAAGGAAACCAUUAGUUACAAAGAUGAACAGAUGCGGGAAGCCCAAGCUUGGAUGAGUCGUGCUCAGGAUUUCAUUGCAUUGCAGCAAGCUGAACUACGUGAACGGGCAGAGCAGUAUAAUCAGCUUUGGCUUGGUUCUCAGAGACAGUUUGGCGAGAUGGAACAUAUGCACCUGCGUUUGCAGCAGCUCCAAAUAGAAGUAACAGAGGCAAAAGAAAGAAAUAGCACUUCCACAGAUUGUUCCCAAGCCUCAAAGGAAACUGCAAAAGAUACUUCACAGCAUGGGCUGGAAAAGGGAAACGGACAUAAUGAAAGUGCUAGUAAUGGGGGUUGUCCUGCAAACUCUGGACACGUGCCAAAUGGAAAUGCUGAAACUGCCCUGGCAUUGUCUUCUUUUGGGAAUCUGUCAACUCAGAAUGACGCCCAUGGUGUUCCCCUUGCUCCUUCCUCUUUACUUGGGAUGCCUACCUUCAUUCAACCAGGUCAAAUCGCAGAAUCUCAUCCAUAUUUAGUGCAUCAACAGGGAGUCCCUUCUUCCGUACCUACACAGAUUCCUCAGUCUCAUCAUCUUGGGCAUUUCCACUCUGUACCUGCAGUACCGUCUUUCCAACACUGGCCCAAUCAACAGGUUUCAUCAGAGGGUGCCUCACUGAUGUCUAUUCACAGUCAAUAUCAUCUCCAAACAGAAUCAGUGUUGCUAACACCAGAUUCAAAUUUUGAAUAUGAAGCAUCUAUAAAUGGAAAAGUACCUCUUCUAGAAAUUGAACCGAAGGCUUCUGUUGGGGCUUCACAUGCAGUGGAGCAACAGUUUGUGGGUGAAAACUGCACACCUAGUCUCCAAACCGAGCAGUAUACAUUGCAGCAUAUCUCUACACAGUUUCAUGAUGUAUUGAGGCUUGAUCAGCUUGAACACAGUAAUGAGUUUCAGGGGAAUGAUUUAAGUACUUCGGAUAAUCAUGGGGUAAAGUCAGGAGGGGUUAUAACUGGAGAAGUUAGCGCCACUAGUGAUAAUAAAAAGUCAUCACCAGAAGUUCCAGAUCAGAUUAGUCAUUUAAAUGACAAAGUAACAGAUGCCACCCAGAGUAAUGCUGCUUGUGUGCCUGAAAAAUUGAUUUGCGGGGGUCAGAAAAAUGCACAUGCAGUUGCUGGGAAAGUAGCUGAACCUGAUAGUCUACUUGGAGAACAAGCACUACUGGCAUGCAUAGUUCGCACAAUUCCACCUGGUUCUAGUGGUAGAAUUAGGAUUAGCACAACGCUCCCAAAUAGGCUGGCGAAAAUGCUUUCUCCCUUACAUUGGCAUGAUUACAAGAAGAAAUUUGGGAAACUUGAUGACUUUGUAGCCAGCCAUCCCGAAUUAUUUGUGAUUGAUGAAGACUACAUCCAGCUCCGAGAAGGUGCUCAAGAAAUCAUAGCAGCCACAUCAGCUGCAGCCAAAGUUGCUGCAGCCGCAGCUGCUGCCGCCGCCACAUCAUCAUCCUACCCUUUGCAUCUGCCUUCCGUUGCUGUCACUCCCAUGGCUCCUUCACAGAGGAUGAAGAUUUUAAUGAAACCUAAAAAUUCGGCAGAUCUGAGUGCUUCUAGAUCUAGUAACGGUUCAUCUUCGGUACAAUUCUCUAUGAGUGAAGGAAUUAAAGAUGACAAAAAUGAUCUCUCUCCCAGAAAGGGUGCAUCAUCAUGGAAGCCUGCUUCAAAUUUAGCUGGCAAACAGCAAGAAAGGAUCAGCCGGUUUCCACCAAGCUCUAGAAGAUAGUUCCUUUUUCCUUGCAGGAGGGGAUCUUUCGAGGACAUCUUCAAAUUAAGCUGUUGAGUUUCUGGAGAAUGAAGGGAUCUUUCGAGGACAUCUUCGAAUUAAGCUGUUGAGUUUCUGGAGAAUGAAGUUGGGGAUGUAUAAUACACUUACAAAUCAGAGUGUGCAGAUCAAUAUUGUUAUUAUCAUGACGAUCGGAAAAUUUCUAUCUUGAGUUUUUUUGGGGAUUUUCUCCCCCCAUCUCUUUUGUCCCGUUACUGGGCUACAUGUGUAGGCAUUGACAACCUAUGUAAACUAGUGCCUUUUGGGGAAUUAUUAUUAAACAUGGCUGAUCUUGUUAGAAUGUUUUUUCACAAUCUGAAACUUGCAACUUUUACACC
Messenger RNA from Cuscuta europaea, 3111 nucleotides. NCBI's taxonomy places the organism in Eukaryota, Viridiplantae, Streptophyta, Magnoliopsida, Solanales, Convolvulaceae. The record is from the annotation of a GenBank genome assembly.